Pararge aegeria (speckled wood butterfly) is the source of this 2933-nucleotide messenger RNA. RefSeq names its product oocyte zinc finger protein XlCOF6-like. NCBI's taxonomy places the organism in Eukaryota, Metazoa, Arthropoda, Insecta, Lepidoptera, Nymphalidae. Gene Ontology annotation, cellular component: nucleus. The record is from RefSeq and is a predicted model, not a curated record. The transcript has 11 exons. Gene Ontology annotation, molecular function: DNA-binding transcription factor activity, RNA polymerase II-specific; RNA polymerase II transcription regulatory region sequence-specific DNA binding; zinc ion binding. Bases 327 to 2570 code for a protein of 747 amino acids. Gene Ontology annotation, biological process: regulation of transcription by RNA polymerase II.
UGUAUUUUGAAGUUUAAACUAGUAUUUGUUUUUGUAGAUCAAGAAUAUAAUCCUAAUCCCUUAAAUCCGUGCAUUUUAUAAUUGCUAUUUCAUUUAUACCGAUGAUGGAUACUGGAUAAUGUAGUGUUAUUAUACGUAGGUAACAGCUAAAAAAGGUUAAUUUGUGAACUUUUUCAUUCAUAGGAACAGCCCAAUCAUAAAAACUCAAUGAUCUAGGAAUAAGCUAGAAUCUGUAUAGAACUUAGAAGAUGUUACAGAAUCUUAGUUACUGACUACCGAUUAAAGUCGUAUAGUAAGGUAGUAAGGUGAAGAAGUUAGGGCUCAACAUGGCAAGUCCACCAAGCAAGACCAGCAUAAAUAACAGCGUGGAUGUAAAAAAUGAAAUUCCCUAUAAAGCAAUAAAAGUUUUAAAGCCAAGUACAUAUUGUACUAGAAAACCUGCCAAAAGGAAACAUCAAAAACAUAGUCAAGCUACAUAUUGUACAAGAAAACCUGUCAAAAAUAAACAAGUAAUAAAUAAAAAAUCUGAUUUAAAAACAACACAGCAUCAGUCAGGUGAAUUGAAUGACGUAUGUCGGAUUUGCUUACUUGCUGAUACCAACAUGUUAUCCAUGAUGUCCAAGAUUGGCAGUGAUAGUAUAGCAGAUAUGUUUUAUUCUAUAACAGCUGUUAAGGUGGCACCUGAAGAAAAUUAUCCAUUGAUGGUUUGUAGUCACUGUCGUAACUGUCUUAUUGAUUGCUAUAGAUUUAGGAUUAAAUGUAUAGAAUCAAACACCAUUCUACAAUCUAAAAUUGGUGGCAAGAACAACCUAAUUCAAAAUAAUUCUAGUAUUGCUGGGAAAACUGACAAACAAACACAAUCAUGUGUUAAUGUUGAGAUAAAUGGAAAAAAUGAAGGAACUGUCAAAAUUGAAAUGGAUAUUGACCCAGACCUUUAUGAAAAAGUUGACAGAACUAAUACAUUUGAAAUGGAUAUUGAAAUACACCAAAAUAAUGAAGAACUUGGAUAUUUAGAAGAAGACAUAUCUUUGACAAAUGAAUCAGACAAAGUGGUUCAUUGCACACCUAAUAAAAACUUAUUAAAGAGAGAGAAAAAGAAAUAUACUGAGAAACUACAUUUUUCUUGUCUUACGUGUCCUAGGAAAUUUCUUGAAUUAAAUAUUUUAAGAGUACAUUCCAAGACAUGUAGCGAUAAUAAACAAAAUGAAUACAAAUGUGGUCAAUGCACACAAUGUUUUGGUUCUGAAUAUGACCUGAAAAUACAUUCAGCAAUACAUAUUAAGGGAAAUAAAUGGAAAUGUACCAAAUGUGAAAAGGAUUUUACAGACCGCACCAAAUUCAGUCGGCACAUUCGUCGCCACAUGGACACAACAAAGCGCUGGUCGUGCGAGUCGUGUGGGAAGGCAUUCGCGGAAAAGUCCGCGUUGGUCAGACACUCUCGCGUACACACCGGCGUGGCAAGGGAGAAGAAAUACUCUUGCAAACUGUGUAAUAAGAAGUUCGGUGACAGAUAUCAGCUAAACGAGCAUAAUGCAAAUCACACUGGUGUUCGUCCGUGCUCGUGCGACGUUUGUGGGAAGACAUUUGCGUCGUCGCGUCUUCUCGCUUCGCACAGCCGCGUGCACAGUGACGACAGACCCUAUGAGUGCUCUUACUGCAUCAGGCGGUUCCGAGAAAAGUCAACCCGCGACACUCACCACCGCACGCAUACGGGCGAGAGGCCGUACAUAUGCUCCGUGUGUGGGAAGUCUUUCAUCCAGAACUCCAACCUCAGGCUGCAUAUGCGAACUCAUACAGGUGAAAAGCCAUACACAUGUCAGGUGUGCGGACGCAAGUUUUCCUCUGGCUCCUCACUCUGUUCCCACAAGCGAAUCCACACCGGAGAGAAGCCUUAUAGCUGUGCUUUUUGCGGAAAACGGUUUGCGCGCAUGGACAUCAAAGGACACCUUCGCCUGCAUACGGGCGAGCGACCGCACGCGUGUUGCGCGUGUCCAAAGCAAUUCGUGAGCGCGGCCGCCUUGCGAGAACACCGCCUCGUGCACACCGGCGAAAAACCGUUCCAAUGCACCUUAUGCCCAGCGAAGUUUAAGAAGAAGAUGUACUUGACGAAUCACCUCAAACGCCACGCCAAGGAUAAGAAAGUGAAAAAGAAACACGUUGCUGCUCAAGAAAACAUAAACAUUGUUGUAGAAGGAAACGAAUUUAUUGUUAGAAUAGAGAACGAAAAUAUUAAUAUACAAGACCAACAAACAUCCAGCGCUGUUAAUGAAAAUGUAAUUUGUACCAAACACAUGGAUGAAGAUACACCAACCAGUGAAUGUACAGGUGAAAAUAGAAAUGUUAUCUUGAAUGCAUAUGAAGAAGAGCUUAUAUUACUAGACGACAGUGAUGUUAAGACAGAGCUUGUUGUUGUUGAUGACGGACAAACUAUACACUACCAAAACAUUGAUGAUGUGUGCUCAAACGAAGUUAUUGUUGGGGGUGAGCUUAAUGUUAUUGAAGUUAAUGUUAUAGAUGAUAUUGAAAGUGGAAUUAAUUUAACAGAGACCUCCACAAAGCGAGAAAUGUAAAAUUUUAUAAAUUGGAUGAUUGUUUAUUGCAAAAUAUAAACAGCUGGAGGGUGAGAGCCACUUAAAGGAAAUUACUAGUACUACUAAUAUAAGAUCACAAGCUGUGCCCCAGUGUAUCUUGAAAUACAACAGUAAUUUCGAAAGAAAAUGGUAGAAAGAAUACAGUUGAAAAACAGAUAUGUGUUCUAAACAGACAUUAUUUUUAACAGAAAUUGUCUGAGGGUUCUGACGUUGUAAAGAUUUUAGUACAAAUCCUUUUUUCAAAUUGGUGUUUGAGAUAAAGUAUCCUAAGACCAGGAUGCAAGAUAUGUGUAAAGUCUGUAUUGGUUGAGCCAAGCUUAUGAAUGAAUAAAUAUACACAAA